This is a messenger RNA of Seriola dumerili (greater amberjack), 2456 nucleotides long. It is a transcript of the gene efemp2a, whose product is annotated as EGF containing fibulin like extracellular matrix protein 2. Lineage: Eukaryota; Metazoa; Chordata; Actinopteri; Carangiformes; Carangidae. The coding region runs from base 366 to 1670 and encodes 434 amino acids. Gene Ontology annotation, molecular function: calcium ion binding. The record is from RefSeq and is a predicted model, not a curated record. The transcript is spliced from 11 exons.
UCUCUCUCUCCCUCCCUUUGCAUGUGUUCAGCUGCUCCAGCUGUCGGUCUCCCCACUCACUCUCUCAGGGUCAUACAGGCAGGAGUUUAAGGGACCACUUCUGUACGCCAACUCAGCCGGGACGACAGCAGCCAGCAGAAGGACACACUGGUCAGAGGGAGACUGGGAGACAGAAGAGCCACCGGAAAAGAUUCCUCCAUACCACCUCCUGGCUGCUCUGUACAUCACAAAGUCUCUUCUUCAAGGCACUGCUACCUGUCUGAUAGUCGUGUGAGCGUGUGUGUGCGUGUGUGUGUGCGUGUGUUUGUUUGUGUGCAUGUUGUACGUGUGUUCCUGUCCCGUCUCCCACCAAUUAAUGCAUUAGUAUGCAGGGUGUUUGUGUGUCAAACUUGUGCGUGUGCAUAUGUGUGUCUGUGCUCCUCCGCAGUGCUAUUUCACAGCCACCUACAGAAAGUGACACCUACACGGAAUGCACAGAUGGGUAUCACUGGGACCCUCAGACUGAGCACUGCAAAGACAUAAACGAGUGUGAGACCAUUCCAGAUGCCUGCAAAGGGGAAAUGAAGUGUUUCAACCACUAUGGAGGGUACCUGUGCCUCCCUCGCUCUGCGGCAGUCAUCCCAGCUCCAGAGCCCCAAAUCACGCCCACCGAGCCCUUUAACCCCUGCCCUCUGGGCUACGAGCCGCAGGGAGACAGCUGUGUGGAUGUCGAUGAGUGUGAGCGAGAUGAACAUGACUGCCAGCCCAGCCAGCAGUGUAUCAACACCCUGGGUGCCUUCACCUGCCAGUGUCCGGAUGGUUACCGCAAGGUUGGCACAGAGUGUAUUGACAUCGACGAGUGCAGGUACAGAUACUGCCAACAUCGCUGUGUCAACGUCCCCGGUUCCUUCUCCUGUCAGUGUGAACCUGGUUUCCAGCUGGCAGGAAACAACCGCUCUUGCAUUGAUGUGAAUGAAUGUGACAUGGGUGCCCCCUGCUCUCAGAGGUGUUACAACACAUAUGGCACCUUCCUCUGUCGCUGUGACCAGGGCUACGAGCUGGGGCCUGAUGGCUUUGCUUGUAACGACAUCGAUGAGUGCAGCUACUCCAGUUACCUAUGCCAGUACCAGUGUGUCAAUGAGCCAGGCAAGUUCUCCUGCGUGUGCCCUGAAGGAUAUCAGCUGCUGGGAACCAGACUAUGUCAGGAUAUAAACGAAUGUGAAACAGGUGAACAUCAGUGUACUGAGUCUCAGACGUGUGUGAAUAUCCACGGAGGAUACCAGUGUGUGGACACCAACCGAUGCCAAGAACCAUACAUCCAGGUGUCUGAAAACCGCUGUGUGUGUCCUGUCAGCAAGCCCGCCUGUCGAGAUCAGCCUUUCUCCAUCGUCCACCGCUACAUGACCAUCACCUCGGAGCGCACCGUCCCCUCCGACAUCUUCCAGAUUCAAGCCACCAGCGUCUCUCCGGGGGCUUACAACACUUUCCGCAUCCGCUCCGGUGAUGAGAAUGGAGACUUCUACAUCAGGCAAAUCAAUAAUAUCAGUGCGAUGCUGGUGCUGGCCCGCGCCGUGUCAGGGCCCAGAGAGUACACGUUGGACCUGGAGAUGGUGUCAGUUAACCCUCUGCUGAGCUACCAUGGCAGCUCCGCUCUCAGACUCUCCAUCUACGUCGGGCCUUACAGCUUUUAAAGAGGAAGAGGAAGAAGAAGUAGAAGAAGUAGAAGAAGAAGAAGAAGAGGACUUGAGGGAAACAGAAAAGAUGGAGAGAAAGAGCUGGGGAGAAACAUGGAUGCAAACAAAGGAAAAAGAAGCUGUAAAAAGAAGUGGUCAAUGCAGUUCAACCAAUCACUGUGAUGUUACACUCUUAACGUUUUGUACUUAGUUGUCCAAAGAAAAGCCACACAUUUGUCAGCCCACCAUACUGCGUGUAAGAAUAUACAUACAGUACAGUAUACAAAUACAUGUAGCAGUAAAGUCUCACAGAUAAACAGCAGCCUUACAAUAAUUAAUCCAGUCAAAUUGUUCCUUUGAGUUUAAUCUGUCAGUUUUUCUGUUCUCUAGGAUGAAUCAUGUUUAAUGUUAUUUUGCCUGAAAGCAUCAUUCUGUGGUCAGUGUGUAUCAAAGGGAUUUCUUCUCUUCACACGUGUUCAGGGUGAUAACAAAUCUGUGCCGUCUGCCGUCAGGUGGAGAGAUUCACGCCCAGCGUCACUAGAUUAAUCUGUUUUCACCAGUUUACAUCCUUAUUUUCAGUUCCACUCUGUUUGUCACUUUAUUCUUGUCAGCCCUGUUUCCUGUUGACAGACGUGAUUCAGCAACCACUCAGAUCAGACCUCAGCAUCCACUCUCCUCCUUCACCCUCCACUGUUCAUUCCUAUGUUCGAGCUCUCUGUAACUGCCAUUUGUCGGAUUGUCACGUUGCUGAUCGUGUUGUACUUUGUUUUUUUUUUUUGUUUAUUUUGUUUGUCAAAGAUUUGA